Messenger RNA from Myzus persicae (green peach aphid), 720 nucleotides. RefSeq lists its product as uncharacterized. The record is from RefSeq and is a predicted model, not a curated record. Bases 113 to 715 code for a protein of 200 amino acids. The transcript is spliced from 2 exons. Lineage: Eukaryota; Metazoa; Arthropoda; Insecta; Hemiptera; Aphididae.
GAACAUUCCAAAUUGUAUCGGCGCUAUCGAUGGGAAGCACUUUAAAAUCAAAUGCCCAUCAAAUACAGGCUCAGCUUAUUUUAAUUAUAAGCAUUACUUUAGUGUUGUUUUGAUGGCCUGUGUGGAUGCAGAUGGACUUUUUUUAACGAUUGAUGUUGGUGAUUAUGGGCGAAACAGUGAUGGCAGAGUAUUUAGAAGGAGUUCGCUUGGAAUAACCUUAGAAAACAACGCACUGGAUAUUCUCGAACCUAAAGUAUUACCUGGUUGGGAAAAUAAGGACAAAUUUCCACACUAUUUUGUGGCAGAUGAAGCGUUCCCCCUUAAAACCAAUAUAAUGCGACCAUUUCCAAAAAGGUCAUUGAAUAAAGAGAGACGCAUUUAUAAUUACAGAUGUUCUAGAGCAAGGAGGAGUGUGGAGUGCAGUUUUGGAAUGCUUGUGUCAAAGUUUAGACUUUUUGAACAACCUAUAGGUUGCAAAGUAGAAACAGCCGAAGCAUUGAUUAAAGCAGCAGGUGUUUUACAUAAUUUUAUUCGCAUAAAAGAAGGUGUAUUUUCAACACCUUCACACCCAUCAACCAUCAAUUCAAUGGGAUAUCAAAAUAUUGAGGAUCAAGGAAUAAGACCAACAAGAGCAGCAGAAAGCAACAGAGAUUUUUUAUGUGACUAUUUUGUAUCGAACGAGGGUAAAGUCCCAUGGCAGGACAAUUUCUCGUAAAAUAU